AAGCUGAGGAGCUAAGCCACUUGCCAAAAUGUGCAAAGGACUUGCAGCCUUGCCCCACUCAUGUCUGGAAAGGGCCAAGGAGAUUAAGAUCAAGUUGGGAAUUCUCCUCCAGAAGCCGGAAUCUGCCAUUGACCUUGUCAUUCCAUACAAUGAGAAGCCGGAGAAGCCAGCCAAGACCCAGAAACCCUCGCUGGACGAGGCCCUGCAGUGGCGUGAUUCCCUGGACAAGCUCCUGCAGAACAAUUAUGGACUUGCCAGCUUCAAAAGUUUCCUGAAGUCUGAAUUCAGUGAGGAGAAUCUUGAGUUCUGGAUGGCCUGUGAAGAUUACAAGAAGAUCAAGUCCCCUGUCAAGAUGGCUGAGACGGCAAAGAAAAUUUAUGAAGAAUUCAUCCAAGCAGAGGCUCCUAAAGAGGUGAAUAUUGAUCACUUCACGAAGGAAAUCACAGUGAAGAAUUUGGUGGAGCCUUCCCCAAGUAGCUUUGAUGUGGCCCAGAAAAGAAUCCAUGCUCUGAUGGAGAAGGAUUCGCUGCCUCGCUUUGUGCGCUCUGAAUUUUAUCAGCAGUUCAUCAAGUAGCAAUGCAAUCAGGCUGUGAGAAUCAUCCUGAGAGUUAUUUCAUCCAUAAUCACCCUGCACUUUGCAGCAACCCACAUAUCUUCCUGUAGCAGCUUGCUCAAAGAUUCUGAGAUGGAAAACCCCAGGGAGGGUUGCUUACUCUUUUGCCCACAUUGUUUUGGAAGAUUAUCUAUUGCCCCAAUGUCUUCCUUUUCCAGUGUCCCCUUCCUGCUCGCAUUCCCAACUAAGCUCUACACUUGUAGGUUGUUAUGAAACUCAGUAAGAACAACAGAAAAACUCUACUUAGGGAAAUA
Molecule: messenger RNA, 867 nt
Organism: Budorcas taxicolor (takin)
Lineage: Eukaryota; Metazoa; Chordata; Mammalia; Artiodactyla; Bovidae
Gene: RGS5
Product: regulator of G protein signaling 5
Exons: 5
Coding region: 29-574 (181 amino acids)
Source: RefSeq, a predicted model, not a curated record